Mycetomoellerius zeteki is the source of this 2870-nucleotide messenger RNA. RefSeq names its product heat shock protein 70 cognate 3 (gene Hsc70-3). Bases 164 to 2134 code for a protein of 656 amino acids. The transcript has 6 exons. Lineage: Eukaryota; Metazoa; Arthropoda; Insecta; Hymenoptera; Formicidae. The record is from RefSeq and is a predicted model, not a curated record. Gene Ontology annotation, molecular function: ATP binding; ATP-dependent protein folding chaperone.
CCGUUAAUAUCCCGGCCUCCGAUUCCGGUGUCGAUGUCAGUCGUCGUUUUACCGUUCGCCGAGAGAGAAUCGGAAUCGUGAAACGUAUUCGUGAAGAGCGCGAGGAACAUUCAACGAAACCGAGCAGACACACGUCCAACUGGUAUAGUUCAUACAAAACGAUAUGAAGAGAGUCAUAAGUUUAUUGAUAGUGGGACUGCUAGCAGUCGCCACGAUUGCGAAAGAGGACAAGGAGAAGGAAGAUAUUGGUACAGUAAUAGGAAUUGAUCUGGGUACAACUUAUUCUUGUGUUGGAGUUUACAAGAACGGUCGAGUGGAGAUCAUCGCCAACGAUCAGGGUAACCGAAUCACACCUUCUUACGUGGCAUUCACCAAUGACGGCGAACGUCUCAUCGGCGAUGCUGCCAAGAAUCAAUUGACGACGAAUCCAGAAAACACCGUGUUCGACGCCAAACGGUUGAUUGGUCGUGAGUGGUCAGAUCCCACUGUGCAGCACGAUGUGAAAUUCUUCCCGUUCCCGGUUAUUGAGAAAAACAAUAAACCGCACAUUAAGGUCGACACCAGCCAAGGCGAAAAGGUAUUCGCGCCAGAGGAAAUCUCGGCUAUGGUUUUGGGCAAGAUGAAGGAAACCGCCGAGGCCUAUCUUGGCAAGAAGGUCACUCAUGCGGUAGUUACUGUGCCGGCUUACUUCAAUGAUGCACAAAGACAGGCCACCAAGGAUGCUGGAACAAUUUCUGGCUUGGUUGUAAUGAGAAUUAUCAACGAGCCGACUGCCGCUGCAAUUGCAUAUGGUUUGGACAAGAAAGACGGCGAGAAAAACGUACUGGUGUUUGACCUGGGUGGCGGCACCUUUGACGUCAGUUUGCUCACUAUCGAUAAUGGUGUAUUUGAAGUCGUUGCCACUAAUGGCGACACUCAUUUAGGAGGCGAAGAUUUCGAUCAGCGUGUGAUGGAUCACUUUAUCAAAUUAUAUAAGAAGAAGAAGGGCAAGGAUAUCCGCAAAGACAACCGAGCUGUACAGAAACUGCGUCGUGAAGUCGAAAAAGCCAAACGAGCACUUAGUGCUAGUCACCAGGUCAGGAUCGAGAUUGAAUCGUUCUUUGAAGGCGAGGACUUCUCCGAGACGUUGACUCGUGCCAAAUUCGAAGAGCUGAACAUGGAUCUUUUCCGUAGUACUUUGAAACCUGUGCAAAAGGUCUUGGAGGAUUCUGACAUGAGCAAGAAGGAUGUGGACGAGAUUGUUUUAGUUGGUGGCUCGACUAGGAUCCCGAAAGUUCAACAGUUGGUUAAAGAAUUCUUCGGAGGCAAGGAACCAUCACGAGGAAUCAAUCCUGAUGAAGCUGUCGCUUACGGUGCCGCUGUACAAGCUGGUGUACUUUCUGGAGAACAAGAUACCGAUGCUAUUGUACUUCUUGAUGUUAAUCCUCUUACCAUGGGUAUCGAAACUGUUGGAGGUGUAAUGACCAAACUCAUUCCAAGGAACACAGUUAUUCCGACGAAGAAAUCUCAGAUUUUCUCUACAGCGUCUGACAGCCAGCACACUGUCACGAUUCAGGUGUACGAGGGUGAACGUCCUAUGACCAAGGAUAACCAUCUGCUUGGCAAGUUUGAUCUGACUGGUAUUCCACCGGCGCCACGUGGCAUACCACAAAUCGAAGUCACCUUCGAAAUCGACGCCAACGGUAUUCUGCAAGUAUCGGCUGAAGACAAGGGCACUGGCAAUCGCGAGAAGAUCGUCAUUACGAAUGAUCAGAAUCGCUUGACGCCCGAUGACAUCGAGCGGAUGAUCAAGGACGCGGAGAAAUUCGCCGACGAUGAUAAGAAGCUGAAGGAGCGUGUAGAGGCGCGCAACGAUCUGGAAUCGUAUGCUUACUCAUUGAAGAACCAAUUGGCCGACAAGGAGAAACUCGGCUCGAAAGUGAGCGAGGCGGAUAAAACUACUAUGGAAGAGGCUAUCGACGAGAAGAUCAAAUGGUUGGAGGAUAAUCAGGACACCGAGCCGGAAGAGUAUAAGAAGCAAAAGAAGGAGCUCACCGAUAUCGUUCAGCCAAUCAUUGCCAAGCUUUAUCAAGGCGCAGGUGGCGGUGUUCCACCCACUGGCGGCGAGGACGACGAUAUGAGGGACGAACUUUAACUGCAAGCUAGCGACCCGCUCAUCUCGGUUCGCGGUUUAGACUGAUUACUCGCCUUCCGAGCAAAUACUUUACAGAAGUGUUUAUACAUUAUGAGAGGCUGAGCGUGGUAUACACGCGAGAUUAUGUUCUCGCCGUACGUUUAGCUGAAAGUGGCUGUCUGGUUCUAAGUUUUACUUAGAUAAUAUGUAGUAUAGACUAUCUUAUAACUUUAAGACUUAGGUUAAGGAAGGCGGUUUGAAGCUAAAUGUACAGUGGGAAUACAAGUCUUCGUCUCAUAAGUCUUACGUACAUUUCGAGAGAAGUGCGAGAAAUUGUUAGAGUGAUGUCGAAAAGUCGUCAGAUUUCAAAGAAGUUAGAUUUUAGAUUACUCUCUAGAAUCUUAAUUCUAGAAUUUUGAAGAUUUCUCGACAUCGUCAACGUUUUCGACUGCGCUCGUUUCUCCCCCUGCGAUACAAGCAUAAUGACUCCACGGCAUCGUUAAUUUAUUUUGAGUUGUUUUGUAUGUUUCCCCACUAAGUGUAAUAAUCGAACGAUCGAUUAUUUGCGAAGCAAAGCGCGUUGAAGAUAUAUUUGUGGGUAUGUGUAUGUAUGACUGAACAAGAGUGGAUGAAGCGCGCGGAGACGGCUUGCUGCCAGCGAAUUACAUCGUACUAUGUACAAUGUAGCCGUGUCUACGCUUGAAUGCAAUAUGUGUAUCAGUAACGCAAGAAUAAAGAUUUUUUCAGUAAACCGUAA